This is a messenger RNA of Sinocyclocheilus rhinocerous, 2811 nucleotides long. RefSeq names its product fidgetin-like. Gene Ontology annotation, molecular function: ATP hydrolysis activity; microtubule severing ATPase activity; ATP binding. The transcript has 2 exons. The record is from RefSeq and is a predicted model, not a curated record. The coding region runs from base 185 to 2389 and encodes 734 amino acids. Lineage: Eukaryota; Metazoa; Chordata; Actinopteri; Cypriniformes; Cyprinidae.
GCUUCUCUAGAGCAGCUGUUUGGGGUUUGAAAUUCCAACAUGGCAGAGGCAGUGGUCAGUCUUCCCCACACUAACUUGGAAUGGUUUCAAGUCGCUUAACCCGCACAAGCAUUCAUCAGCGAGCCCGUCGGAUCGAUGCCGCUCUAACCCGAGAGGUUAUCCUGUCAUACUAACAGGCUUAAAGAUGCAGUGGACCCCAGAGCAUGCGCAGUGGGCCGAGCAACAUUUUGACAUCUCAUCCACCACACGUUCCCCCGCACAUAAAGCAGAGGCAUACCGCGGACACCUGCAGCGGACCUACCAGUAUGCCUGGGCCAAUGACGAUAUAUCAGCACUGACAGCCUCCAACCUUCUGAAGAAGUACGCAGAGAAGUAUUCUGGUAUCCUGGAGGGUCCCAGUGAACGGGCGCUUCUGUGCUCGUACUCCGAGAACGCCCCAGGACUCUUGAACGGACGCAAGUCGGAGAGCGAAGCAUGGCAGGAGGGGAUCUACCCAAUGAGCUGUGCUGCAGAUGUCAUUUCUGCAAGUAAGACUGGCAUGACGGUCACCCUGCCUCCUCCAGAUGUGACGGCAAGUGUCGGCAGCUCCACAGGGGUGGUGGGUAGCUUGAGCGAGCCCAGCUACUCCAGCAGUAACUGCGGGAAUCAUGCGUCUACUGCACUGCACUCGGGGAUCCCCUCUCAGGAAUUCGCUAGCAGUUACAAUGGCUCGUACUUGCAUUCCACUUACAGCGGUGGGCAAAGCACACCAGCUCUCCCGUCGCCACAUCCCUCACCUUUGCACAGCGCCGGGCUCCUUCAGCCUCCACCUCCAACCCUAGUGCCCAGCUACAAUGCAAGUUCCCCCAAUCUCUCCAGUUACAAUUACCCUCCAGCAGGUUAUCCCCCACAGACUGCUGUUGCCCCAGGCUACAGCCCAGGAGGAGCACCCCCUCCCUCAGCUUACUUGCCCUCAGGCAUUGCUGCCCCCACUCCCCUACCCCCUUCCACCCUUCCCGGUUACUCCUACCAGUCCCACAACCAUGCGCCAAUUGCACCAACACCUUUGAACGGCAGCUCAGCCAACACACUGAAAAGAAAAGCGUUUUACAUGACGGACCAGGGAGAUAUGGACUCCAGUUAUGGAAAUUUCAACUACAGCCAGCAGCGUUCUGCUCAAAGCCCCAUGUACAGAAUGCCAGACCACAGUCUUGUUGACUCAACCAGAGGGAAUGGAUUUGACAGGAAUACUGACACAUCAUCUUUGGCGUUUAAGCCCACAAAGCAGUCAAUGCCACCGGAUCAGCAGCGGAAAUUCGGCAGCCAGUCCGGCAGGGCACUAACCCCUCCUCCUUACGGAUCCUCCAAAGGUUCCUUGGGAUCCCUGCGGCCAGGCGAGUCAUUUGGAAAGUUCGGUUCCCCCGUUUUGAGUGACCACGGUGACGACAACAGACAGCAUCACCCCCAUUCCAUUGGCACGGCCACUUCAUCCAGCCACCCUGCUGAGGAGCAGUUAAAAAACAGCGAUGCUAGUUUGGUAGAGAUGGUCACCACUGAGAUUCUGCAGCAGACACCCCCUGUGGACUGGAGUGACAUUGCUGGACUGGAUAUGGCAAAAGCCACCAUCAAAGAUGAGGUCCUGUGGCCUAUUCUGAGGCCAGACAUGUUCAGCGGUAUGGCAACAUUACCUCGCAGCAUCCUUCUCUUUGGACCUCAGGGCACGGGCCGGACUCUGCUUGGCCGGUGUAUGGCCAGUCAGCUUGGCUCAGCUUUCCUCCUCCUUAGUGGCUCCGCACUGGUCACAAAAUGGCUUGGAGAGGGUGAGAAGAUCGUCCAGGCCUCGUUCCUUGUCGCUCGCUGCCGGCAGCCUUCAGUGGUUUUCAUCAGUGAUGUAGAUCUGCUGUUGUCUGCCCAGUUGAACGAAGAAAGUCCUGUGAACCGAAUCAAGAGUGAACUCCUCCUCCAGCUCGAUGGAGUUCUAAGUUCUCCAGAGGAACAUGUUCUAGUAGUAUGUUCCACCAGCAAACCCGAAGAGAUUGAUGAGUCUCUACGAAGGUACUUUGUUAAGCGGUUGCUCGUCCCCUUACCGGAUGCCACCGCACGACACCAGAUAAUCAGCCAGCUGCUCUCACAGCACAACUACUGCCUCAGUGACAAAGAGGUUGCGCUGCUUGUUCAGCGGACAGACGGCUUCUCCGGGUUGGAUGUGGUUCGACUUUGCCAGGAGGCCAUGGUUGGUCCUCUCCAUGGCAUGUCCGGCACAGACCUUUCCGGAAUGAUGCCAGGUCAGAUGAGACCGGUGUCAUACCAAGACUUUGAGAAUGUGUUUUGCAAAAUCCAGCCCAGCAUAUCACAGAAAGAACUCGAUACAUACACUGAAUGGAAUAAGAUGUUUGGUUGUAGUCAGUAAAGAGCGAGGGCGUAAUGAAAUCUGUGGGGUUACCUCCUCUACUCUUAAGAGGGGAUACAAUUCAGAAUUCUUUGGGUGACACAUGCAGUUAAACAGUGUGGUUAUUACAAAUGUAGAUGACCCCUAAAGAAGAACCUGAAGGACGGUCAGAUACAAUUGAAUGAUGCAUGGCUGUACUUAAGUCAAGGUCUGGCUGGCCCUUUGCACAUAAUCCAGACAGAGAAAUACUGUUUUCUGGGCUCAGUACUGCAGACACAGAGAUCCCCUUACCGAGGAACUCUGUAAGUGAGGACAAACUUCUUUGUGUGUAAAUAUCAUUUUGCUGUUUUUGAGAUUUUGUUGCUAUGAAGUGCCUGAAGUGGUGCUUUAUUGAUUUGGAUUUGUUUGCCUCACCAUCUACAUUGGUGGCAUGUGCUAAUAUA